Messenger RNA from Colletotrichum higginsianum IMI 349063, 1395 nucleotides. Its product is annotated as F-box domain containing protein. Bases 1 to 1395 code for a protein of 464 amino acids. The record is from RefSeq and is a predicted model, not a curated record. The transcript is spliced from 2 exons. NCBI's taxonomy places the organism in Eukaryota, Fungi, Ascomycota, Sordariomycetes, Glomerellales, Glomerellaceae.
AUGGCUCCGCCGUGGUCUUCGCCACUUCGGUAUUCUCGGAUCCGACUCGUCCACGCCGAAGACUUGGAAACAGUCUACCCGAUCCUCGCUUCCUACGCAGUCGACCUGGAGCUUGCACUGACGGUUAAAGAGCUGACGAUUGACACAGAUCGCUGGCCCAACGAGCGUUCCUGCCACUGUGGCUUAUGUGGCGGCCACGUGUUCUGUAGCAUACACGAUCCCGCCAAGCCCGUCGACAAACGUGCCCACGGACUUCUCGAAAAUCGCAUCCGCGACCUCGGCCUGGACCCGGAAGGGACCGAGGACAUGAUUGCGGCUCUGGCCUGGAAGAUGAAGCUGCUCCUCGGACAGAAGCCUCACGAAGCCGACGGCGUCAAGAAGCUCGCUACCGACUACGCUUCUGCCGUUGCUGUUCUUCUGCUGUCCUUUUGCAGGAACAUCACCCAUCUCUACUUUGGAGAAAUCGCGGGAUGGCGUUUCAAGCCCCUCGAAGAGAUGCUCUACAAAUCCAACUAUGGUUUGGUUCCGCAAGAGCACCGUGUUUUCCAGAACCUAGAAAGCGCUCAGAGGCUCUGCCUGUCCGAGGGAGAGGACGAAAGAUACUACUACAGGACUGAGUACCUAGAGAUGAUGAGAUUAUUCCACCGACUCCCCAGGUUCUCUAGACUGAUUCUGGAUGCAACCGGAGAAUACCAGUCGUACCGCUAUACCUUCCCACCGGGGAGCGGUUCCGCCCCAAUCAAGACCAUUGAGAUGAGACACACAGACAUCUUCGGCUCGAUGGCCCUCUUGACCCACAAGGCCACCCUCAAGACCCUGGAUCUCGACAUUGAGCAUGCAAUCAGCAGUGCGGCAUUCUACUUCGAGGACGAGGAUAAGGAUGAGGAUGAGGAAGAGUCGGAAGACCUGGAGAUCGAACGGGACGAGUGGUUUCUCCUGGACGCGGCCGUGAGCUCGGGUCCGCUGGACCCCGAGGACAUGCCCCUCGAUCGGGAUUACGACAGGACAAUCGGCUCGCUCCACGACUUCCCUGCGCUGACGCGACUGAGCAUCAACAUUCAAGCGCUCGUUGGCGUCGGUACCCCGUUCGGCGUGCGACCGCAUGCCCCCUACAAACUCGUGCAACAACCGCCGUUCAGGCUCGUUGACGCGCUGCCGCCCAACUUGGAGUUCCUGUGUCUCUAUGGUUAUGUAAAGGGAUUCAACGAGGUGGUCGAUGACCACGUCAGGGAGCUGAUGGAGCGUAGAGGGGAAAGGCUGCCGAACCUCAAGGAAGUCGUCGGCGUCGACAAGGAGGUUGUGGGAGAGGGCUCCGGGUACGAGGUCAGCCCGCCCGAGGAUGGGCUAUGGACCUUGUCCAGACCUGAUAUGGGAUGGGUUGAAAUUGAGCAGUGA